AUGUCGAAGAGAUCAGCCGAAGAUCAACAAGACCCUGAGUCCUUGAAAGCAGGACAGCGGCCGGACGUCGGUGCGAAUGGAGAAGCCACACUCGAGUUUGAGGAUGAAUUCGAAGAUGAAUACGAGUCCGAAGACGAGAUUAUGGAGGCUGGGGUAGAUGGCAGACCUGAUGUGGAAAGAGAAGCUGAGCAGUCACAAGAUGCCAUGGACGUGGAUACGAAGGAACAGACAUUUAUUCCAGGACGGUCGAUACUGCAGCCGGGAAUGUCUUUGACUCCCGAUCCGUCCACAUACGAAAUGCUUCAUGUCAUGUCGACGACAUGGCCUUGUUUGUCCUUCGAUGUGGUACGCGACAAUUUGGGCGACCAACGGAAACGAUAUCCUCGAACACUGUAUGCGGUCGCUGGUACGCAGGCCGAGUCCGCAAGAGCCAAAGAGAAUGAGCUGUACAUUUUGCGGCUGAGCAGUCUGUCAAAGAUGGAGCGUGGAAACGAGACAGAUUCCGAAAGCGACAGCGACGACGACAAUGAUGAGGGCUCCUCGGAUCCGGUUCUUGAAUCAAGAUCAAUACCGCUCCCUAGCACAACCAACAGGAUACGAGCCUUUCAACCAACAUCUGGCUCGUCCGAUCCGACGCAAAUCCCCCAGACACUGACGGCCACAACACUCGAGAAUGGCCAGGUGCUCAUCCAUGACGUCUCUCCUUACCUCCACGCUCUUUCAACACCUGGCUACGUGAUGCCACCCAAUGCGUCGAAACCACUCAGCACGUUGCGGAUGCACAAGACGGAAGGCUACGCAUUGGAUUGGGCCCCUGCUUCUCUGCAUCCAAACGGCAGACUUCUGUCCGGUGACAAUGCCGGACAGAUCUUCAGCACGCAGCGGACCGAGGGAGGUGGCUGGGUGACAGACACUAGACCCUUCGUCGGGCAUACGGACGCUGUCGAAGAAUUGCAAUGGUCACCGAACGAGAAGUUCGUUUUCUCCUCUGCAAGCUCCGACGGUACAGUGAAAGUAUGGGAUGUCCGAAGUAAGAGUCGCAAACCAGCGGUGGAUGUGAAGAUCAGCAAUACAGAUGUCAACGUGAUGUCUUGGUCCCGGCAGACGUUCCAUCUGCUGGCUACUGGUGCAGAUGAUGGCCAAUGGGCAGUAUGGGAUUUGCGACAAUGGAAGCCUCAACAGGGAGCGGCACCGGGAUUGCAGGUUAAGCCGAGUCCUGUUGCCGACUUCAACUUCCACAAGAAGCCAAUCACUUCGAUCGAAUGGCAUCCUACAGAUGACAGUGUGGUGGCUGUCGCUUGUGCAGACAACACUUUGACUCUGUGGGAUCUUGCUGUUGAGCUGGAUGAUGAAGAAUAUGGCAAGGAAGCAGGCCUGGGACUGGGUGAAGGGGCUGAAAGAGUACCUCCUCAGUUGUUGUUUAUUCACCAUGUCGAAGAUGGGAAGGAACUGCACUGGCACCCGCAGAUGCCGGGGACAGUGAUGGUCACUGGUGGCAGUGGCCUCAAUGUCUUCAAGACAAUCAGUGUAUAG
Capronia coronata CBS 617.96 is the source of this 1533-nucleotide messenger RNA. RefSeq lists its product as uncharacterized. The record is from RefSeq and is a predicted model, not a curated record. NCBI's taxonomy places the organism in Eukaryota, Fungi, Ascomycota, Eurotiomycetes, Chaetothyriales, Herpotrichiellaceae. The transcript has a single exon. Gene Ontology annotation, molecular function: protein binding. Bases 1 to 1533 code for a protein of 510 amino acids.